AGGCUGUAAAGUUAGUGAAAGAAGGGUCCAUUUUGAAAAGCACUGUGUAGUCGAUCUUCCCGUAGUAUCUUACCUACAAGAGAGUCGAUUGGGCCCUGCAAGGUGAAUGGGCGAUGGGCAUCAAGAGCAAAUAAGUGAAAAUAGGUUAAAAAAGAGAUGGAGAGACGGAAACAGCGAAAUAAGGAAUAAAACUGGAAAACUGAUGAAUUGUCCUGUAUCAUAUAUUGGUGCUUGCAAAGCGAACGGCAGAUCGGCAGGGCUCAUUGUGGAUAAAGAUUUUUUUUUCGAAAAGAAAGAAUGAUGAAGAACUAAAAUGAAGAUUGAAUGAGAAUGAGAAAAGGCUGUAAAGUUAGUGAAAGAAGGGUCCAUUUUGAAAAGCACUGUGUAGUCGACCUUCCCGUAGUAAGUACAUUUGCUGUCUAGAAGCUGCUUGGUAACUGUAUGUUUUAAGAUUGAUAUUGUAUCGAAAAGGUAUUCAAAUAUGACUUAUUAUUCGUACUUCGAUCCUAUUCUGGAAAUAUGUAAACUUGCCCAGAUAGAUCGGAGCUCUUUACAGUGUUUCUUUGAAAAUGGGUUCGUAAAGUAUUAUGUUCUGCACAAGUUGGCACCUCCGAGAAAAAAACAUUAAUUGGAUCAAGUUAUUCAAACAGAUUCAUACAAUUAAGAUUUGCAUACUUUACUUUCUCUUUUUGUACAAUUUUGGAGCUCUUUAGGAGUUGGCUGCCUGAGAAAAUAUGCUCUUCCUCGCGCUUCAGAAAGGUUUGGAGGUAGUAUUGCUUUCACACAAAAGUUACCUCUUGUCGAUAGAUGGCCCUCCUCCUUCCGCUGAGAAUUCCUAAUGCCGCAUAUGCUGCUACAAACUUGCGUCGCCAUAGUUUUCACUGGGUUAUAUUCGUUUAAAAAGGGGACAAAAGACACCUAGUUCCGACGUUGUCUCAUAUUGUAAUAAAAAUU
Acanthoscelides obtectus is the source of this 954-nucleotide messenger RNA. The record is from the annotation of a GenBank genome assembly. Lineage: Eukaryota; Metazoa; Arthropoda; Insecta; Coleoptera; Chrysomelidae.